This is a messenger RNA of Platichthys flesus (European flounder), 1940 nucleotides long. RefSeq names its product actin maturation protease (gene actmap). The coding region runs from base 164 to 1069 and encodes 301 amino acids. The record is from RefSeq and is a predicted model, not a curated record. The transcript is spliced from 7 exons. Lineage: Eukaryota; Metazoa; Chordata; Actinopteri; Pleuronectiformes; Pleuronectidae.
AAGAAGUGAGACUAAUAUGGACAGAACCAGGAGGUAGAAGCUGCUCGGACACAAAGACACUAAACACCGGGUCUGAUCCCUGAGUAGCUGCGGUGGUUUGAGGAGCAGAAGUAGUUAUCCCCUUACUUCAUACGUGGCUUCAUUUGGAAGGACCAGUACGGACAUGUCAGUGGAGUGCGCCCUGUCACCUCCUCCUCCUCCUCUUCCUCCACCACCUCCUCCUCCUCCAGCCCCAGCAGAUAGGAAGAAGAAGCUGUAUCAGACCAUAGCCAGCAGCAGGAGUCCAGUGGAGGGAGACCACACUGAGGCCUGCUCCCUGCUCAGCCAGAGGGACAGCAGUUUUAGGAAGGACCUGCAGUGGAUCCUGGUGAACACAUACGUGCCUUCUCUCAUCCAGGAUGGUCCUCAGUGUGGUCUGGUGGCUUUGUGGAUGGCUGCUCACCUGCGUCAGCCACGGCUCAGUGUCGACAUGGAGGCUGUGGUUCAGACGGCACUGAGCAGAGGAUACACAGCGCAGGGUGAAAUGUUUUCAGCCAACAACAUGGCCCUCCUGGCAGAAGAGGUUUGCGGCUGUAAGGCCGAGCUGCUGUCUGGAGGUUUGAGUGGCGACAAUGCUGCAGCUGUCGUCACACAUCUGUGGGGGAGACAGCCCGUUCUCCUCCCAUACGACGAGGACUACAACCACGAGCCGUGCCAGCGCAGUGGCCACAGGGCGCACUGGGCCGUCGCCUCAGGAGUUCUCCUCGGGUUGGAUCAGGGGAGUGUGAGCAGUAGUGGCGCCCAGCCUGAUCCCAGUCUUCCCUGGCUUCACCUGCCCAGCGACACCAGUUCCCCUUGUCCUGUCCGCAGCACGGGGCUCAGAGAGGUUUACGUCAUGGCUAAGCAGGGUAAGAGCCUGCGCUACCAGCUGUGGAGCCUGGACAGUGUGGCUCGGAGCAACGAGCAACUGAGGACGAUGGACCCUCAGAGAGCCGGGGACGGGAGCCGGUAUGUGGUUCCUAGCGGGGACGUGGAGGCCGGGCUGGCUGGACAGGCGGUGCUGCUGCACACGAGGACACAGGAGCACUAAUAAGUGUUGCUGCUGUUUGAAUCAUGGAUGUAAACGGCAAUUGAGAACAUGCAGGGAACUAUUUAAAGUUAUAGUGAGAAGCUGAGGGGCAUCACAGUGGAUUCUUAUUCCUACAGUUAAUUUACAGGGCUGUGAAAAAUGCUUUAAAGCUGAGUUUCACACUGUAAAGUAACUGUAUUUGGCCAAAUACUGAUGCAGCCUGGUUGUUGAGUCUUCUAGUGACGGGUGCUAUGAGAACAUUUAGAGCAAAAUGCUAUUGAAACAAACCUCAGGGAGAUUUCUCUUAUCGUAAAAGGCCUCAGUAGAAAAUGUGGGUAAAUUAUAAGUAAUAUUAUGAUGAAUGAGAGGCUCUUGAAAUGCUGUUUAUCCCUAAGAACACAUUAACCCUGUGUUACCUCAUUAAUGUUAAGCAAAAAAUCUGAUCAUGAUCUCCGUAUGAAGUGCCUGUGGUGUAAACAUGGUGUCCAUUAUUUAUGAAUAGCACAUGACAUUAUAUUAAUUACGCAACGCAAAGAUCACAGUGGUGCAGACUUUGGUUAACUAGUUACAAAAUAAUGUAGCUGAACGAUAUGAGAUAAAUAACAUGUGUUUUAAACAUGACAGCAUGUAAAGCUGUUCAAGUAGACCUCCCAAAUACAUGUGAAAUUAUAACAAUGCAAGUGGAUAGAAUAUGAGUAUUUUAAUCACAAUUAUAAAUUACAUAUAAUGUGAAAAGACUUGUUACACACCCAUAGACCAGAACAACUGAAUUCAAACUAAGAAACUGCUGCUGUGUUUAUGGAGAUAACAUUUUUGUGUGGCAGGUUUACAACAUGAUGAAAUCAUCACAGAGUGAAUGUGGUGUUUAUACAAUAAAUAGUUUCAUGUAGGA